Penicillium antarcticum is the source of this 2538-nucleotide messenger RNA. RefSeq names its product protein slx4 (gene slx4). Gene Ontology annotation, cellular component: nucleus; Slx1-Slx4 complex. The transcript has a single exon. Gene Ontology annotation, biological process: DNA replication; DNA repair. Bases 1 to 2538 code for a protein of 845 amino acids. Lineage: Eukaryota; Fungi; Ascomycota; Eurotiomycetes; Eurotiales; Aspergillaceae. Gene Ontology annotation, molecular function: 5'-flap endonuclease activity. The record is from RefSeq and is a predicted model, not a curated record.
AUGACCGCAGUGGAUGUGGUCGUCUUGUCAUCCUCUCCGGAUUCUCCCAGAUCACCAACACGAGCUAGACAAAAUCUAAGAACGGCGUGUCAUGUCUUGCCACGAGAUGCAACGCCACCGCCGGUACCUUCGCCGUCCGAGUUGUUACAACCGCAGACGCGUUCUCGAUUCUUUCCCACCCCUACUGCCAGCAACCAGUGCUCGGUAGACGCGCCGAAACCAAAAACACGUUCGACCAAGAAAGCACCGACUGUAAAGGCCGAUAAUCAAAGCGCACCUGGCAAGACUGGACGAAAGACGAAGAAAGUAGCAGAUGAGCCUGCACCAGUUGUGCCUGGCAGUCCACCGCUAGACCCAGUGGGACAAAUGGAUACCGCGCCGAAAUCUGCCAGAGGCAGGCCCCGAAAAACUGCAAGGAGCAAGGAACAAAGCAACAUGAAAUUGGCCGGGAAGGUUACGAAGACGAGCACCGAGCAGCAAGCGAAGAAACCAACCAAGGCUAGCAAGGAGACCACUUCCGCAGAACAACCCUUUUUGACUGAUCAGAAAGAAAUGCCGGCACCUACAAAUGCUCUGGGUAAGGAUGAGCAAUUGCACCUGGAUGAGGCAAUGAGAAGAAGGAUGGAUUGGACACCACCAAAGGAGUCUGCCUGCGAGAGCGUCACAUUGACCGAUAAUUCCGGCAAGCAAAAGAAAGACUGUGAAUCAAACACCAUGGGUGAAUUUGGCAAGCUGCUAUCUGAUUAUAGUUUCUCUGGAUCAGCCCCAACUCUCCCAGAUCUUCCCCAAAAUGCAAACAACGGACCGACAAAACGUCGACGUAUAGAGCUGGAACACCCACAAAUCCAACAACUAGCCAAUGGCAAGCCUUACAGUCUGAGUGAUUACGAAUCUACAGACGACGCGGUUUGGGGGAAAUCAAAGAAAGCAACCAAGGCCAAUCCUAAGAAAUUUACAACACUCACGGCUCGAAUGACAGCGCAAUAUGCACAAAAUGACACACAAGAGGAAGAAGAACUGGCCAUGGAUUGCAUUCCAGACAUUAGAGCCACAAAAAGCAGGCGAGGGAAAGCCAGACAAACGGACAAAGAUUCUUCUUUCACAAUUCUUUCUCCAGAAGCUGCUGUUGAGUUCAUGAACGAUCAAGACCUUGUAUUCGGUACCUGCAGUCAGCUGGAAAGGGAGGACUCUCCACAGACCCUGCGGGAAAUGCAACAAGCUAUCCGUGUUUCUGAGAGUCUUUCAUAUCGAGAGGGGACAUGCGAUUCUGUCCAUGCUCAUAAGACUAAGGCAGCUGAAGAACGUCCUAUGCGAUCUGUGUCAAGGAUAACAGGGACCAAAAACCUAUGGAACGUUGGAUCUAGAGACAUAAAGGGGUCUUUAGUCCAGUCCAAAGAGUUGAAUGUGGUUGACCUGACUGAUCGACCUGAACUUCCUGCAAAAAGCAAUGAGAAACUGGUCAAACCAACCCCCACACCUCUUGACAAGAAUUGGUUUGAGUUUGACUUUGCGGACAUUGAUUCGCCACCAGAAAAGAAGCCACCAAAAAGGAGCUCGAGCUCAAACGUUCAAUCUCAGCCCACCGCUAUUGCAAAGUCAAUUAAGGAAACCGAGAUUCCAGUGGAACCGGUACCCUCUCAGCCAGCUGAUCCACAGGCUCCUCAAAUGCCACAAUACGCGGGCUUUCCAGAUGCUGAGUUGUCCAAGCAAAUUGCUACAUUUGGUUUCAAGUCGGUUAGGGGCCGCAAGAAGAUGAUCGAUCUUCUUCAACAAUGCUGGGAGUCGAAGCAUGGCGGCGCUGCCACUGGUAGCCAGCCUGCUGCCCAAGUAGAGCAAUCAAAAACAUUAGCCCUAAUACAAAGCAACGGCCCGAAACUUAUCUCCGAUUCGAAAUCCAAGGCAAAGGCAAAGCCCAAAUCCACCACGAAAGAACCUUCAUUGGUGACCGCUAAGUCAGCUUCUGCUUCACGCAUCAAUUCCCAGAAAGGUCCACCAAAAGGCCCAAAGAGCAAAUCUACCACUGAACCCUCUUCGUCAUUCAUUGAUCUAGAAGAAAUCCAAGACUCGGAAGAGGAAAUCACACCGUCUCCGAGUCAAGUGCAAAAGCACUACGCCAGUAUCUAUUCAUACAGAAUAGGCCAAAGUCACGAGCACACUCUGGACAUACUCACCAAACCCCCACCUACAAGCCCUAUAAAACGCAAGGGACCCUCCAAGGUUUCUGUCACCAGGACCCGCACAGCCGAUCCCACUUCGCGAGUCAACCCGGUAGAUGUAUCUGCUCAGAUCACCAAAGCUGUUCGAGCUCAGCCCCGACUUUCACCGUUGUCAUCAGCUCUUGGUAGCCGCAGUCGGCCAACAUGGCAUGAGAAGAUUCUCAUGUACGAUCCUAUCAUCUUGGAAGAUUUUACAGCAUGGCUUAACGUCGAGGGGCUUGGGCUUGUUGGUGAAGAUCGAGAGGUUGGGACUGCAUCUGUGAGGGAGUGGUGUGAAAGUAAGGGGGUAUGUUGCUGCUGGAAAAAGAAUGCAAGCUGGUAG